Molecule: messenger RNA, 1552 nt
Organism: Rubroshorea leprosula
Lineage: Eukaryota; Viridiplantae; Streptophyta; Magnoliopsida; Malvales; Dipterocarpaceae
Source: the annotation of a GenBank genome assembly
GAUGAGAGGAGAGAGGCAAGCCGCACAAAAAGGGGAAGAGCAGGUAGAAUAAAAAAACAUAAAUAAAGAAAGAAGAAAAGCUCGGUGUCUUUCUCCCUUCUGGAUCACCGAUUUCAGCGACCAUCACCAUCCCUACUUCGUUUGAUUCUCCGAUCACGAUCAUCUUUCUCUGAUCAUCAUCACUGGCUCUAUACUUUCCCCACCUUAUAACCACCAGGCCACCAUUUUUGUAUCCAUCGCUGCCCAGAAACCAAAAAAAAAAAAGAUUUCAUUCUUUUUUUGAGCACAAGCAACAAGCAGAGAGGAAUCCGAAGAGCAGAACCGGUGAAGAGCUUUUUGGAACGAGGCGAUUCAUUUUUUUGGUCGAUCCCGGUUGGGGUGUGACGUCGGUCUUCUUCCGUGAGCUAGGUAUAAUUCCGAAACAGAGGAGUUUUUGGGAAAGGUAGUGAGGGAGAUGAACGGAGCUAGGUCCCGUGGGAUCUCUCCUUUCAGAUCUGGAUCUACCUUUCUCCACAAAGUUCCGCCAUGUUUGUUUGUUUGCUUUUUUUUUUUUUCUUUUUUUUCUGUUACCACCAACACUUCUAUUGUUUUCUUCAUCUCUAUAAUGGUUGAAGCAAUUGUUUCGAGGGUGCUGGAAAAGUUGAGUCCAGUAUUAGAGGAGGAGGUGAGCCGUAUUGCUAAUGUUCAUGGUGAAGUUGAAAAGCUCGCCAGUAGUUUUCGAGCUGUCAAAGCUGUUCUUGAGGAUGCGGAGCGACAGCAAAUGGGGAAGGGAAAGGCCAGUGUUCGAGAUUGGUUGUACAAGCUCAGGGAAGUCUCAUAUGACAUUGAAAAUGUGCUGGAUGAGUGGAGCACAACAAUUUUCACGUCAAAUCUAGAGAAGAAGAAAGUAUUUUCCUUCAUCCCCUCUCCUUCCUUCUGUUUCAACAGAGGGAUAUUGCUUUACAAAACUGCACAGAAGAUAUUGGAGUUGAAAGGGAGGUUAGAUGUUAUUGCAAAUGAGAGAGAAAAGUAUGGUCUUAAGGAAUUAAGUGUUGAAAACCCAAUUAGACGAGAGCAAACUACUUCUCUCGUAAAUUUAGCAGAAGUGUGUGGUAGAGUUAUGGAUAAGGAGAGGAUUGUAGAUAUUUUGUUGAAUGAGGGUAGAAUUGAGGUGAUCUCUAUGGUAGGUGUUGGGGGGAUUGGUAAAACUACUCUUGCCAAAGUAGCCUUCAAUAAUGAGAAAGUAGAAUCUCAUUUUGAGAAGAGGAUAUGGGUGUGUGUCUCUGAUCCUUUUGAUGUGAUGAGGAUUGCCAAAGCAAUUCUUACAUCUCUUGGUGAGAAUGCUUGGCAAAAUUUGGUUGAAUUGGAGGAUGUAUUAAAACUCCUUAGAGACUCAGUCAAGGAUAAGAAAUUCCUACUUGUCCUAGAUGAUGUGUGGACUGAACACUAUGAAAGCAAGAACAAUGGGUUGCACUACCUUGUUCCCAGUGGAGCAGUUGUCUGAAGAAGAAAGUUGGUUAUUGUUUUGUCAAAUAGCAUUUUUGGGGAGAUCCAAUGAAGAUCAUGAAAAUUU